Alnus glutinosa is the source of this 1932-nucleotide messenger RNA. Its product is annotated as fasciclin-like arabinogalactan protein 16. The coding region runs from base 206 to 1576 and encodes 456 amino acids. The record is from RefSeq and is a predicted model, not a curated record. The transcript has 3 exons. Lineage: Eukaryota; Viridiplantae; Streptophyta; Magnoliopsida; Fagales; Betulaceae.
GUUUGUAAUUGUAUCAACCAAAAAGCACAAGCCCCCCAACAGUACCCCACUGCCGAACCAGACACAGCUUGCCAGAUUGGGAAAAGAAAGACUGGGCUUUGAAGCCAAUAAAGCUGUGAAGAGUUAUACUUCUAUAUAUAUAUAUAUAUAUAUAUAUUCGUUUUCCCUCCAAAACACCACCAACCUAUUCAUUACUCACUAAACCAUGGUUUUCUCUCCCAACCUCUUCUUCCUCCUCCUCCUCUUCUUCUUCUUCCUCACAGCUUCUCUCAAACCCAGUAAUAUUGUUCAUGCAUUUCCCGAUGAUCAGAACCCAACCCACUCCGCCCAAAUCAACUCCAACUCGGUCCUCGUCGCCCUCCUCGAGUCCCACUACACGGAGCUCGCCGAGCUCGUCGAGAAGGCCGCCUUGUUGCAAACCCUGGAGGACUUGGUCAGCCGCCGCAACGUCACCGUCUUCGCACCCGUCAACCACGCGCUGGACCGCGAGUUCAAGCUCUUCCUCCUCGAGCCCAGAAACCUCCGGUCAUUACAGACCCUCCUGCUCUCCCACAUUGUCCCCAAACGCGUUUCCCUCGACGCGUGGCCGACACUUCGUGACUCUCUCGCUCACAACCGACUCGAGCUGACAAUAAGCCAGGCUUUGGGCGAGAAGUUUGUCAGUUCGGUGAGGAUGACUCACCCGCACGCCGUCAACCGUCCGGAUGGGGUCAUCCACGGGAUCGAACGGUUCAUAAUCCCCGAAUCCGUACAGCAAGACUUCAACAAUCGCCGGAGCCUCCGGGAAAUCUCGGCCGUCAAACCAGAGGGAGCCCCGGAAAUCGACCCCAGAACGAACCGGUUGAGGAAACCGACACCGCCGGGGAAACCCGGUUCGGCCCCGGUUCUUCCGAUAUACUACGCGAUGGCACCGGGUCCUUCCUUGGCUCCGGCGCCAGCUCCGGGACCCGGCGGGCCUCACCACCACUUCAACGGUAUGAGGCAAGUCAAAGACUUUAUCGACACGCUUUUACAGUACGGUGGGUACAACGAAAUAGCCGAUAUGUUGGUGAACCUCACGGGGCUGGCCACCGAAAUGGGAAGGCUCGUAUCGGAAGGCUACGUGCUGACAGUUUUGGCUCCGAACGACGAGGCGAUGGCUAAGCUGACAACGGACCGGCUGAGCGAACCGGGCGCGCCGGAGCAGAUACUGUAUUAUCAUAUCGUACCGGAAUAUCAGACGGAGGAGAGCAUGUACAACGCGGUUCGGCGGUUCGGGAAGGUGAAGUACGAUACGCUUCAAUUGCCGCAGCAGGUGGUGGCUCAGGAGGCCGAUGGGUCGGUGAAGUUCGGGCAGGGCGAGGGGUCGGCGUACUUGUUCGAUCCCGAUAUUUACACGGACGGGAGGAUUUCGGUGCAGGGGAUUGAUGGAGUUCUGUUUCCGGUUCAGGAGAACAAAGCAGAGGAUACCAUAACUGUUUCGCGUGUUAAGGUUGUAGCCAAACCCAGGAGAGGAAAGUUGCUCGAAGUAGCAUGUCGGAUGCUUGGGGCCUUUGGACAAGAUUCUCAUUUCAUCACGUGCCAGUCAAGAAAAUGAGAAACUCCAAGAUCCUAUACGUCAAGAAGAAACUUAAAUAUUAAAAGAAGAAAAAGUAGGUUUCCGGAUUUCACAAAGGAUCAAGUCUGCAGCCAAGAAUGAUCAUGAAGAGGGAAGUUUCUAAGCAAUGCUUUAGGUGUGGUUGUGUAUUAUUUAAUAUGUGUUGCCGGAAUUCUAUAUGAUUUUUGUAUUUGAUUUGUGUAUGUACAAAAUGGUGGUGCCUAUUUUGUCUACUUCUGGUUGGUGAGGUGGGGAAUUUAAGAAGGUGGGUGGGUAAUUAAUUGUGUAUUUGGAUGGACCAAAGAAAGUCUACAAAGUGGGGUUUCUUAUUUAUUAAUGAAGUUUAUCUUAUUCUA